This is a messenger RNA of Nerophis lumbriciformis (worm pipefish), 1206 nucleotides long. The record is from RefSeq and is a predicted model, not a curated record. Lineage: Eukaryota; Metazoa; Chordata; Actinopteri; Syngnathiformes; Syngnathidae.
UUGGAAUACAACAAAAAGCGACUUGACUCUGCGAAAAUGUCUCGCAAGGGUUUGACUUUGCGAUUUAUUUAAGUUGUUCCAGCAGCAACUAAACCUCUAAGGCAUGUGGCUGCUGCUGCUGCUCUGCAGCUUGCUGGCUCUGCUUUGCAGCCUGGACGUGUUUUACUUCCUGCGUGCGGCCGCCGUGCUGCUGCGGGCGUGGCUGCAACCUCCCGUGUGGGACGUGACGGCGGAGCAGGUGGUGAGCGGCUACGUCUCCCCCCGCGACAUGGACAUGUGUCACAUGAACAACGCCCGCUACCUGCGCGAGUGCGACUUUGCUCGCUUCUCGCUGUACGCGCGCAACGGCGUCUUCAAGGCGCUGCGGGCGCUGAAGGCCUCCAUGGUGGUGGGCGCCACCACCAUUCGCUACCGCAGGGCUCUGUGCGUGGGCGAGGGCUACGAGCUGAAGAGUCGCGUGGUCACCUGGGACGACAAAGCCUUUUUCCUGGAGCAGAGGUUCGUGUCCCGCAGAGACGGGCUGGUGUGUGCCGUCAUGUACUGCAAGCAGAGUGUGCUGCGCAGCAGCCCUGACAGGAUCAUGCAGCAUCUCUGUGGAACGUCCAGAGUUCCCAGAUGACCUCCAGCAUUGGGUCAACUUCAUCUCAGCCAGCAGUCAGACGCUGAGAGCAGAGUGUGGCCUGCAGGACAAAGACAAAUGAAUCAACAUCAACGUUAGGACAAUAAGAGUCUGGAUUUAUGAGCCAAGAAGUUCAAGUUGUGCCUUUUUUCUGCGUCUCAGUGCUGGGAUGAACACAUUUGUUACUCACUAAUCAUUAGGGGGCUUAUUUUCAUGGGAUUUAAAGUUGGCUAUGAUAUGCUGUGAUCAGUGUUAUCAUGUUUGUUUACGCAUUCAAACAUAUACCGUAUUUUCCGCACCAUUAGCCGCACCUACAAACCACAAAUUUACUCAAAAGCUGACAGUGCGGCUUUUAACCCGGUGCGCUUUAUAUAUGGAUUAAUAUUAAGAUUCAUUUUUAUAAAGUUUCAGUCUCGUAACUACGGUAAACAGCCGCCAUCUUUUUUCCCGGUAGAACAGGAAGCGCUUCUUCUUCUACGCAAGCAACCGCCAAGGUAAGCACCCGCCCCCAUAGAACAGGAAGUGCUUCUUCUUCUACUGUAAGCAACCACCCGCCCGCGUAGAAGAAGAAAAAGCGCGCGGAUAUU